Molecule: messenger RNA, 1107 nt
Organism: Parnassius mnemosyne (clouded apollo)
Lineage: Eukaryota; Metazoa; Arthropoda; Insecta; Lepidoptera; Papilionidae
Source: the annotation of a GenBank genome assembly
AUGGCUAGUUUGUUAACACGGAAAUGUAUUAUUGUUGGAAAAUUAACAAAAUAUGUGAACGACUACACAAAAAGACUCUCCUCUCACUUUAUUUAUUAUCCUGAUAAUGAAAAACCGGUGGCUGGUGAAACCACAAAAAUGAACAUGAUGCAAGCAAUAAACAAUGCAAUGGACAUCACACUGAGAGAUGACCCGACGGCUGUGUUAUUUGGUGAAGAUGUUGCAUUUGGUGGAGUCUUUAGAUGUGCUUUGGGUUUACAGGACAAAUACGGUAAGGAUAGAGUUUUCAACACACCUCUGUGUGAGCAAGGCAUAGCUGGUUUUGGUAUUGGACUUGCAACUGCAGGAGCUACAGCUAUAGCUGAAAUACAAUUUGCUGAUUACAUAUUCCCAGCUUUUGAUCAGUUAGUGAACGAAGCAGCAAAGGCGCGGUACCGUUCGGGUGGUCAAUUCGACUCGGGCGCUCUCACAGUUCGCACCCCGUGCGGCGCCGUGGGCCACGGCGGCCUGUACCACUCGCAGAGCCCCGAGGCCUACUUUGCACAUACGCCUGGACUACGGGUGGUCAUGCCCAGAGGUCCUAUAACCGCUAAAGGCCUUCUGUUGUCCUGCAUCAGGGAGCGAGACCCCUGCAUAUUCCUGGAGCCUAAAAUUCUCUACCGCUCAGCUGCGGAGGAAGUCCCAGUGGAGGACUACACAUUACCAUUAGGAAAAGCACAGGUCUUAAGAGAGGGUGACGCAGCGACUCUGAUCGCGUGGGGAACGCAGCUGCACGUGCUGCUGGAGGUGGCACAGAUGGCAGAAGAGAAGCUGGGCGUCAAGUGUGACGUUAUCGACCUCAUGUCCAUGCUGCCCUGGGAUGAGGAAACUGUAUGCAAUUCUGUGAAGAAGACCGGUCGUUGUCUCAUUGCACAUGAGGCUCCACUCACUUCUGGAUUUGGUGCUGAGCUGGCUGCCACUAUACAGGAGGAAUGCUUCCUUCAUUUGGAGGCGCCCAUCACAAGAGUGACCGGGUGGGACUCUCCAUUCCCACACGUGUUCGAGCCGUUCUACUUGCCUGACAAGUGGCGUUGUUACAGCGCACUCGCCAAACUUAUCGAGUAUUGA